GAGUCUGCAUGGAGCUCUACAAUGUGUUUAUAAACUACAGAGCGCUGUUAUAUUGUAUUAUUUUGAAAGGUCCGGGUUGUAGUGUGGUAGGAGCGCGUUGUUUUAUCCGUUCAGACACUGAGGGAGAGCAGAGAGGAGGUGAGAGAGUCUGCAUGGAGCUCUACAAUGUGUUUAUAAACUACAGAGCGCUGUUAUAUUGUAUUAUUUUGAAAGGUCCGGGUUGUAGUGUGGUAGGAGCGCGUUGUUUUAUCCCUUCAGACACUGAGGGAGAGCAGAGAGGAGGUGAGAGAGUCUGCAUGGAGCUCUACAAUGUGUUUAUAAACUACAGAGCGCUGUUAUAUUGUAUUAUUUUGAAAGGUCCGGGUUGUAGUGUGGUAGGAGCGCGUUGUUUUAUCCGUUCAGACACUGAGGGAGAGCAGAGAGGAGGUGAGAGAGUCUGCAUGGAGCUCUACAAUGUGUUUAUAAACUACAGAGCGCUGUUAUAUUGUAUUAUUUUGAAAGGUCCGGGUUGUAGUGUGGUAGGAGCGCGUUGUUUUAUCCGUUCAGACACUGAGGGAGAGCAGAGAGGAGAUCUGAAGAGAAGAAAGGACAUAUUCACUGAGGAGACGGUCAGAGUGAGUGACUGGAGCACUAGAGCCGUGCUGCACAUCCCACUGACAAGACCUGAAGACUGCCUUAUCCUGGUGAAAGCCAAUGAACAAAGAUGAAGUUGGUACCUAUCUGCAUUAAACAGGAGAUGCCUGAACUGGAGCCUGUCCACAUUAAAGAAGAGACUGAACUGGAGCCUGUCCACAUUAAAGAAGAGACUGAACUGGAGCCUGUCCACAUUAAAGAAGAGACUGAACUGGAGCCUGUCCACAUUAAAGAAGAGACUGAACUGGAGUCUGUCCACAUUAAAGAAGAGACUGAACUGGAGCCUGUCCACAUUAAAGAAGAGACUGAACUGGAGUCUGUCCACAUUAAAGAAGAGACUGAACUGGAGUCUGUCCACAUUAAAGAAGAGACUGAACUGGAGUCUGUCCACAUGAAAGAAGAGGAGACUGAACUGGAGCCUGUCCACAUGAAAGAAGAGGAGACUGAACUGGAGCCUGUCCACAUUAAAGAGGAAGAGACUGAACUGGAGUCUGUCCACAUUAAAGAGGAAGAGACUGAACUGGAGUCUGUCCACAUGAAAGAAGAGGAGACUGAACUGGAGCCUGUCCACAUUAAAGAAGAGGAGACUGAACUGGAGCCUGUCCACAUUAAAGAAGAGGAGACUGAACUGGAGCCUGUCCACAUUAAAGAAGAGACUGAACUGGAGCCUGUCCACAUUAAAGAGGAAGAGACUGAACUGGAGUCUGUCCACAUGAAAGAAGAGGAGACUGAACUGGAGCCUGUCCACAUUAAAGAGGAAGAGACUGAACUGGAGCCUGUCCACAUUAAAGAAGAGGAGACUGAACUGGAGCCUGUCCACAUUAAAGAAGAGACUGAACUGGAGCCUGUCUACAUUAAAGAGGAAGAGACUGAACUGGAGCCUGUCCACAUGAAAGAAGAGACUGAACUGGAGUCUGUCCACAUUAAAGAAGAGACUGAACUGGAGUCUGUCCACAUUAAAGAAGAGACUGAACUGGAGCCUGUCCACAUGAAAGAAGAGACUGAACUGGAGUCUGUCCACAUUAAAGAAGAGACUGAACUGGAGCCUGUCCACAUUGAAGAAGAGACUGAACUGGAGCCUGUCCACAUUGAAGGGGAAUCUGCUGAUUUGUUGUUUAAGGAUACAGAAAAUAUAUCCCGGCCAAAGAAAUCACAUCAGUGUAAUGAAUGUGGGCAGAGCUUCAGCCAGCCAGGAAGCCUAAAAACACACCAGCACAUUCACACUGGAGAGAAGCCGUAUCACUGUACUGAAUGUGGAAAGAGCUUCCGUCAGUUAGCAGUCCUAAAAAUACACCAGCGACUACACGCUGGAGAAAAGCCGUAUCACUGUACUGAAUGUGGAAAGAGUUUCAUGGAGUCAGGAAGCCUAAAAAGACACCAGCGAAUUCACACUGGAGAGAAGCCUUAUCACUGUUUUAAAUGUGGGAAAAGCUUCACUGACAACGGAACAUGAAACAAACACCAGCGAAUUCACACUGGAGAGAAGCCGUAUCACUGUUUUGAAUGUGGGAAGAGCUUCAGUGCGUCAGGAAGCCUAAAAACACACCAGCGACUUCACACUAGAGAGAAGCCAUAUCAAUGUUUUGAAUGUGGGGAAAGCUUCACUAACAAAGGAAAACUAAAAAAACAUCAGAGAAUUCACACUGGAGAGAAGCCGUAUCACUGUAGUGAAUGUGGGAAGAGCUUCAAAGAGUCAGGAAAACUAAAAAUACACCAGCGAAUUCACACUGGAGAGAAGCCAUAUCAAUGUACUGAAUGUGGGAAGAGCUUCAGUGAGUCAGGAAGCCUAAAUAGACACCAGCGAAUUCACACUGGAGAGAAGCCGUAUCGCUGUGAUGAAUGUGGGGAGAGCUUUAGGCAGUCAGGAAGCCUAAAAAAACACCAGCGAAUUCACACUAGAGAGAAGCCAUAUCAAUGUAAUGAAUGUGGGGAAAGCUUCACUAACAAAGGAAAACUAAAAAAACAUCAGAGAAUUCACACUGGAGAGAAGCCGUAUCACUGUAGUGAAUGUGGUAAGAGCUUCAAAGAGUCAGGAAAACUAAAAAUACACCAGCGAAUUCACACUGGAGAGAAGCCAUAUCAAUGUACUGAAUGUGGGGAGAGCUUCAAUGUGUCAGGAAGCCUAAAAAGACACCAGCGAAUUCACACUCGAGCCAGCCUCCCUCCCUCAGUCCCUGACCUCUCCACCCUGCUUGUUUGAGUGUGUGGAGAGCUGACUGAUUCCUUGUCUCUCUCUCACCCUGCAGUAAAUGAAGGGGGUCCCCAGGAGUGAGAGCCAGCCUGAAUCGAGAGACACUGAGAAGGGGAGCGUGUCAAACUGAAGACCCAUUCUUUCAGAAUGAACUGCAUUGGAAAUUUAUCUCGCUCAUCAUGCUGUGAGGAUUUAUGCCAAGCUUGUUUCUGUGAACACAUUAAACAAAGAUGCCAAAAACACAUUUUUAAAAUACCAUUACUGUACCAGUGUCGGUGAGAAAAGUAGUAAAUUAUUUAAAAGAAACUAAAACUAAAAAUCUCUUCAUGGGUGUGGCAGCAGUGUGCCCUUCAUAUUACUAGAAUGACCUCUAAGCUAUUGCACCAGUGCAAGCACACGCUGAAGCAACCUUUUUUUCUUUUUUUAUAUCACGUGGUGCAAACUUUGCACUGGAGCAAAUGCUGUUUUGGGUUUGAAUGAACUUGACUGCUUUGAGUGUUUAAAGGGCACAUAUAGACCUUUUAUUUUAUUGUGUUACAUGUUCCCAUGUGUUUACGUAAGGUGUGUAUUGUUUUCAUUUUUUUGUACAUUUUGACCACUUUUUAAAACUUUUAAAUUGCAUUCCCUGCCUCAAGAUGGCUUCCCAUGUACCUACAUGGACCUCUCAGAACUACAUUUCCCAUCAUCCUCCUGCUCAUAUGUAACUGAGAUAAAUUUACCACUGAGCAGGAGGAUGAUGGGAAAUGUAGUUCUGAGAGGUCCUUGAGGCAGGGAAUGCAAUUUAAAAGUUUAAAAAAGUGGUCAAAAUAUAAAAAUAAAACAACAAAUUAAACAAUACGCACACCUUCCAUAAGCAGUUGUAGCAACACAUGGGAACAUGCGACCCAAUCAAAUAAAAAGGUCCUUACGCACCCUUUAAGUACUGAGAACCUCCAAGCUUGUUGUAUACUGGAGCCCUGCUUCAAUGAGAGUACAUUAUUAUGUUUCCAUUACCUCUGUAUGCAAAAGGUUUGUCAUUGUUUAAACUGUUAAUGAUUCCUGAGAUAUAGAUCUGCAGUGGAACUGAACAAACCCAAGGGAGACAUUGAAAAAUACAAGCUUGUCAAAGGGGGAGGUGCUGCUGUGGAUUUGUUAAUAUGGGCUUGUGGUGAAUAUUCCCUGAAUAUGAUAUUAAUGCAUAAAAGUGUAUUAUAAAUGUAACUGGACAGAUUAAUGAAAUCUGUGUCUUGAAGAAAAAGGGCUCCUCUCCUGCAGACACACUGAACUGUGUGACCCCUGAACUAGGUGAGCAGCGCUGGGUGACAUCUGGACUGGAUUAGGCUGAAAGGACAGUUGAAUUCUGUACAGGUAAUUCACAAUGGCAACAAGUGAGUGUAGACAGUGUCAAAUUUCACUGGUCCUGCUCGCUGCUGUAACGCAGGCUGAGAGGUUUGACUGACCUGAUACUACAGAUAUAUGACCAAAUGUUUUGCCUCACUACUAGAACUGUUUGUUGUAAUCUAUAUCUACCUAUCUAGCAGUUGCCUUUUGAAAUGACUCGUAUUAACCUUAACCCCUGUACAAAAAUGGAAAUUUCAGAUACAUUCUUAAAAUACAGUAAACGGAAUACUUACAGGAUAGCCAGGAGAGUACUGUGUGUAUAAAUAAUAGUUCUGUAAUUGCUCUUAUUUGAAAUCAUUCUCAUGCAUUUAUCAUGCUUACUACGUGUUCUUAAUGGACUCAUAUAAGCAAAUAGUUACUAUCAGGUUUAGCUGCUCUUAGUCGAAUUCGCUCUUAUAAUUUACUGUGUGCUUUAUUAUUUUGCUCUUACUUGAAUUGAUCUUAUUGUACUUUCAUAACUGCUCUUAUGUGUAUUAUGAUAUUCUGUAAUGUGAUCUUUUAUAACGUGAUCCUUUGUACUGUGAUAACUUUUAACAAUUGUAAGUCGCCCUGGAUCAGGGCGUCUGCUAAGAAAUCGAUUAAUCAAUCAAUCAAUCAAUAAUAAAGUAAUUGCUGAUUUUCA
Messenger RNA from Acipenser ruthenus (sterlet), 4826 nucleotides. Its product is annotated as zinc finger protein 286A-like. Lineage: Eukaryota; Metazoa; Chordata; Actinopteri; Acipenseriformes; Acipenseridae. Gene Ontology annotation, biological process: regulation of transcription by RNA polymerase II. The transcript is spliced from 3 exons. The record is from RefSeq and is a predicted model, not a curated record. Gene Ontology annotation, molecular function: DNA-binding transcription factor activity; RNA polymerase II cis-regulatory region sequence-specific DNA binding. The coding region runs from base 704 to 2086 and encodes 460 amino acids.